AUGUAUAUAGGCUUGACUUGGGACUCGCGUGAAAAUUGGGCUUUGAGACUAGGUCGGGCUUGCUCAAGACAUUUUUUUGGGCCUCAACAGACAUUUUUUGUGCAAGUGAAAUCACAAACAUGUCCAUGGGGAUAUUAGUUUAUGUCACUACUUAACACUUGUAACUUCAUAGAUGUCCAAUUUUCAAAAUAUUAGGUAGAUAUUUGAAAUGUUUUUAAAAAAUUGGUACCAAUAUGAAAUCACCUUGAAAAAGUGGAUGAUUAUCCGUACUUAACCGUAGAGGUGGGUUGGGAAAACUGAAAAGAAAAAAAACCAAAUCCGAAUACUGAACCCAAAAAAAAAAAGAAAAGUUAAAAAGAGGAAUAAAAAGAAUUGAAAGCGAAAUAAAGUAAAAUUAAAGAGAGAAAUGAAAACAAAAGUGAACUUUUUGGAAGUGAACCCCCUGCUCUGUUGUAAUCCGUGACCCUUCUGGAAACAACCUCCGUUUGCUUUCCCCUUCCUUCCAACUUCUAACCAAAACCCAAAUCCGAACGCAUCACCCAAACCCAAAAGCUUGACCUUUUAAUCAUUAAUAGGUCCAAUUUUUUUUUUCUUUUUUUAUAUAUGUUUUGCAUUCAAUCGUUAAUAUUGACCACAAACAAACCAAGAUUUGAUCAAGCCUCACGAUCUUCAAUCAAUCAAUCCUCAACCGUCUGAUGAUUUGAUGACUCCGGCGUUGGCAUUCGCCGGCGUUUCUGGAGACCAGAGCUCCGGUGCACCCCCAUCAGCAGCAACAAGCAAACCUCAAUAUCGGUCAGAUUUCUCGGCCCUUCUCGUUUGAUUAAACUGGGUUUUCGUUGCCAGAUCAGUCCGAGCAAUAUUAAAGUUUGUCAAGCACCAUGGACUCGUCAAAUUCGGGGAUGCACCUUCGAAUUCGAAGGAGUUAAACUCCAGUUUUAGCUUCAAUACCCCGCCCGUUUCACGGCAGGGGUCGGGGCUUUCGAGGCCAAGGCUUGCGAAGGUGAGGAGGGGCUCGGCCUUUCAGGUUUUGAAGCCGGCAGCCUCUCAGGAAACUGAGUUUUGUCCCGCAUUUAAUCCGUUUCGAACGUCUUUGGAGAGUUGGAAUCCAGUCUCAUCCGGGGCAGAAGCCGGAACUUCAGCUUCUGGGGCAUUUGGGACCCCUAAGACUGGGAAUGAGGCAAAAUUGUUUGGGGCCCAUAGGAUUGAUCCGACUGUGAAUUCGGGGAAAUGGGAUUCUAGUGGAGGUUUGGGGAAAGGAGUGAUUGAUGAGAUGAGGAAUUUGAAAAUUGGGAGCGGCAAUGAGUUUUUGAAUACCAAAGUGGGUGCUUUCACUUUUAAUGCAAGAAGUUUGAAUUCAGCUCCGGGAUUGGAUAAAGGUGGUUUCGUUUUUGGAAAUGGUAAUAAGAAGAACUCUAGUAUUGAUGAAAGCAUUGUGUCAAAGCUUCCCAAGGAUAUGAGGAAAUUGAACAUUGAAGGUGCUGAGAAGCGUGAAUCUGUUGAGGCAGGUAAGGAUCAAAAGUUUAAUUUCAAUGCUAAUGAUAAGACCAAGUUUGGUUCGGGUAGUAUCGACAAUGUGGAUGGUUCUUUGGGCCAAAACGUGGAACCAGAGCUACCAAAUGAGUUGAAGAAGAGAUUGAACAUUAAAGAGACUGUGCAGCUGGAUCGAAGUACUGACAGGCCUUCUGCCGAUGAUGUGAAUAAGUUUGCCUUUGGAAAUAGUAAAAAGGAUAGUUAUUCAUUAGCCGGAACCUCAGAAAAUGUACUUCCAGAUAAGAUGAAGAAUCUGAACGUAAAGGAUACUUUUGAUGGAAGAAAAGGUACUCUUCUGUCAUUUAAUCUACCUAACAACAAUUUGGUCACUUGUUCAGUACCUACAGUUUCAAAUAAUCUUAUUCUUAUUGAUGUAGAUCUGGCUAUGGCUACAGAACGUCUGGAUAUAAAUGAAGUUGAUGCAACAAACAGAGAAGCAAAAGAGGGCAGUUUUGAGUACCGUCACGAUGGUAGUGUUGAUGCUGAAGGCACUCUUGAAGGAUCUAUGUCCGAGGUUGAAACUGAAAGCUUUAAGUCUACAGCUGAGGAGUUAGACUUUAAUGGUGAUAACUCCCAUACUUGGGCAGAAACUGAAGCCAGUUCAGGCUCAUACUUGGAGAGCCAUGAUACUGACGGAAGGAUGCACAUUGGUUUCCCUUCACGGACAGACAAUAGAAGUGGGUCUAACUUCUCCUCUGCUGCCUCUUCUGCUGCUCAAAGUCAAGUAUCUGCAUCAAAACGCCUCCAGAAAAAGAAAAUUCUGGUAAAAGCGGGUCAAGAGACCAAUACUGUAGUUCCAAAUUUUAAGAUUCCAUAUGCAUCAUCUUCUUCACAGUUUUUGCCCUAUUCUGGCACUUCAGCACAUAUGUCACCGGGACAUUAUCAGAAAAUAGAGUCAUCUAACCCACAACGCAGACAUGGAGAUAAUUCUGGAGUGCGUAAGGAACAGGAGUUGAAGCAAGAGACUGUUUCUUUCUCUGCUGAAGCAGCCGCAGCUCAGGAAGCAUUUGAAAAGUGGCGACUAAGGGGAAACCAAGCUUACUCUAAUGGGGAUCUGCCUAAAGCUGAGGACUGCUAUACACAAUGAGUAAAUUGUGUUUCUAGAAAUGUGACAUCUAGAAGUUGUCUUAGGGCAUUAAUGCUAUGCUAUAGCAACUGUUUAGCAACACGUAUGACUCUUGGAAGAAUAAGAGAUGCACUUGGGGACUGUAUGAUGGCUGCUGCAAUUGAUCCCAACUUCCUCAAUGUGCAGGUUAGAGGUUCCAACUGUUAUCUUGCUCUUGGGGAAGUUGAAGGUGCUUCACAACAUUUUAGGAGGUGCCUGCAAUUAGUAAAUGAUGUCUACGUGGACCGAAAGAUUGCAGUAGAAGCCUCUGAUGGCUUACAAAACGCACAGGUAUGUUAAAAGAAUGAUUGAGCCUGAGAAAACUAUAACCACAAAAUAUAUUGUUGACACGUUACUGAUACAGGGGGUGGGAGAUUCUUUAUUUUAUUCUAGUCUUAAUAUUUCAGGGUGAGGAAGUUGAAAGGAUUUUAUAAUUUUUCGAAAUUCAAUACGUUUACAUUCUUGUCAGAAUUUUGCCUUCAUGUAUUUGUACCACAUGAAGUGAGCCUUGAUCCUGUAAACUGCCGUUUUCCUUUUACUAGUAGGGGUUCUCGUGGUUCCUAUGCCGCCACGUUUCCUAUCCUAUUUAUGUGGCUCGUUUACUAAUUUGUAAUCGAAAUAAGAGGACUUGAGUUGAUGUUGAUUGGAAUUGAGAAGUUGUAAUGGGAUAUAGUCAGAAAUCGAAUUCCUAUUAUAGUUUUUUACUAAAUUUUUCUGGAAUCAGUUAAGAAUAUCAAUUCCAUGUAAGUUAUAUACUAAUUUAGAAAACCAAUAUAAUUACUAAAGUGCUUCAUUAAAUAAAAUAGAGAAUUGUUAUGGGCAUUCUAAAAAUUUUAAAAGUGCACUUCAAAGUUUUUAU
Pyrus x bretschneideri (Chinese white pear) is the source of this 3494-nucleotide messenger RNA. RefSeq lists its product as uncharacterized. The transcript is spliced from 3 exons. The record is from RefSeq and is a predicted model, not a curated record. NCBI's taxonomy places the organism in Eukaryota, Viridiplantae, Streptophyta, Magnoliopsida, Rosales, Rosaceae. The coding region runs from base 1271 to 2617 and encodes 448 amino acids.